Molecule: messenger RNA, 423 nt
Organism: Rotaria socialis
Lineage: Eukaryota; Metazoa; Rotifera; Eurotatoria; Philodinida; Philodinidae
Source: the annotation of a GenBank genome assembly
AUGGCCAGUAACAAUAAUAUAGAAGCACUCAUAGGUACAUGGGAACAUGUUCGAACUGAAAAUUUAGAUGGAUUUUUGAAAGAAGUAGGCGUUCCAAUGCCUAUUCGAAUGUUGGCUAAGCGUUCGAGUCCACGUAUUAUUAUCAGUGAAGACAACGGCACCUGGACUAUACGUACUGAAACACUUAUUAAAAAUAUGACGACUCGUUUUACACCCGGUGUCGAAUUUCAAGAUACAACUCCCGAUGGAAGUGAAGUACAGACAACUAUUUGCUUCGAAAAUGGAAAAUGGUUGCAAACAGUACGAGACAAAAAAAAUAAAGAAACAAAGGUAACACGUUCUAUUGACGAGCAAGGAUUACACCAACUUACAAUGACAUGCGGUGAUGUCACAGCUCAUCGUUGGUUCAAGCGGACAGAAUAA